Aspergillus campestris IBT 28561 is the source of this 630-nucleotide messenger RNA. RefSeq lists its product as uncharacterized. Lineage: Eukaryota; Fungi; Ascomycota; Eurotiomycetes; Eurotiales; Aspergillaceae. The record is from RefSeq and is a predicted model, not a curated record. The transcript has 2 exons. Bases 55 to 321 code for a protein of 88 amino acids.
UGGCAGUAUUCAUUACAAUUUCCAGUCCAUGGAAGGAGCGAAUGUAUAUACUAGAUGCACCCAUUAGGCAGGCCGCAUCUGCCCAGUCUUCUUACGUCCCUAGGAUUUUGGGUCAGCUCGGCAACAUUCUUAUCCUGCGCAGCCGCGACGCAAACAUUCGAGUAUAUGAUCAAAAACGGGCUGGAGUUUGGUUGCCUGACCAAUGGCCGUGUCAAAGUCGUGUGGCUCGGAUUGGCGAGGACUCUCAUAUCCUAUCGACUUUCGACCACCUUACCUGUGACGACCUCGAACAGGGGACAAGGUGGAUUCCAUGACAGUUAGAGACCGGUCGCCUUCGAGUGAAUCUGAUCCUGGCAGACUGCGUCUUACUUGCAGCCCUAAUUCAUGUUAUACAGAGGCCGUUGAUGGGGUGGGGUGGAACCUGUCUGAACCACGACAACUAUAUCCAGCUUCAUCGAGAAAUUGAUCGCACACGGCGCGAGAUAGAAGAUGCGGGCAUGCAACACCUAGACCUACUGUACGCUCCCAGAACAUGCUAUGGAACCAGGGGCAACAGCGUAUAAGGGCCCAACACAAAGAAAGGACCCUGCCUCGCCGCGCGUUGCAUCCAAGCCAAAAAAAAGGUACAGG